AUGGGCGGCGCUGCAGUUACCCCUCCUUCUACCAACAAACCCCCUUCAGUUACUGUCACCACCAUUCAUGAGGAUGGCACUAUCAGCUACCCUGCUCCCCAAGUCAUUUCCUCCAACCUUACCCUCCAAGCACCGCUCUCACGGCGUGGGCGAGGACCAGGGCUAGUACUUGUCUUGGAUCAUUAUGCGCAGAUACAGCCGAAUGAAAAAUACUUGGAUCCUCCGCCGUUGAAGAAGUGGGCUGAGGAGGGAUUCGCCAUUGUCCAGCUUCUGGUGCCGGGCAAGGUUGAAGAUGGAGGUGAAUUCCCGCUGCAGAAGGCGCUGGAUGUAUUGAAAGGGUGCGAGGGAUGUGAAUUUGAGAAGGGGGUUGGAUUGAUCUCCUAUGUAUCCCGUACUCCAUAUUACGUCGAAGAAGCCGCCAGCCAAAGCCCAGACAUCAAAGCGCUCAUCUCCUACGGCGGAAGAAACUUCAUCACAUAUAGCCCCGCAAUGACCUCUCUCCCUCCACAGCUAAUCCACGCCGCGGGAGCAGAAGUUCCCCGCCGUCAGUCUGUUUCCACAGUGCCAGAUUCUGCGGCGCCCGCGCCCCAGGGCGUAGUUAAGACGUACCGAUACGAAGACGCAAAGCGCGACACGAACUGGGUGCUACCGAGUGACGAAAACUACCACGGGCGUAGCGCACAUAUUGCGCACUCGAGAAGCCUGGAGUUCUUGAAGCCCUUGCUCAAUGGACCGUAUUUUGAUCUCGAGGCCGUAUGGGAAGAGCACUUGCAUUAUGAAUUUGAUGGGAGAAGUGUACCAAAAACUAUGGCGACCAUGGUGGACCAACCAUACGUGAAUCAUAUUCCUACUUUGACUGGCGGCGUCGGCCAAAAAAAGCUGACAGCCUUCUACACCCACCACUUCAUCUUCUCAAACCCCCCAGACACCGUUCUAACCAUGGUCUCCCGCACCCUCGGCACCUCGCGCGUGAUUGAUGAAAUGAUAUAUUCCUUCACCCACACGUCCGAAGUCCCCUGGCUGCUACCAGGCAUCCCGCCCUCGGGUCUGAAAAUCGAAUUGCCAUUCACCUCCAUCGUUGAGAUGCGGGGAGACCGCCUGUGCCACGAGCAUAUCAGCUGGGACCAGGCUACUGCGCUGAAGCAGUUGGGGUUGCUGCCAGAGUGGGUGACGUGGCCAUAUCCGGUGGAGGGGGUUGAGGCAGGGAAGAAGGUCGAGAUUAAGUUGCCGGUGUAUGGGACGGAGACGGUUAGGAAGUUGAUUGAUGAGGGGUGUAUUGAGAGCAAUGAAUUGAUGGAGAAUAAAUGGAGGGUUGUUGGAUGA
Plenodomus lingam JN3 is the source of this 1323-nucleotide messenger RNA. RefSeq lists its product as uncharacterized. NCBI's taxonomy places the organism in Eukaryota, Fungi, Ascomycota, Dothideomycetes, Pleosporales, Leptosphaeriaceae. The record is from RefSeq and is a predicted model, not a curated record. Gene Ontology annotation, biological process: polyketide metabolic process.